This is a messenger RNA of Enterospora canceri, 465 nucleotides long. The record is from the annotation of a GenBank genome assembly. Lineage: Eukaryota; Fungi; Microsporidia; Enterocytozoonidae.
AUGGAGGAGUGGAAGAACAAACUACCUUUUAGUGUCCUGAGACAUGUUGAGGAGCGGGGUGAGUGUGAGCUUAUACCUGCAGCCAAAGUGGCUGAUGCUUAUGCCUUGCUGAUGGAGUCCUUGGGUAGUAGAGAUCGUGGUUCACAUUAUGUUAGGUCCUCUUCUGGGGAAAGUUUUGGAGGCGUGGGUGGUAAGCCGACCGGUACAUCAAGCGCUAACUAUGCCAUGUAUUGUACUUAUUGCAAGAAACCAGGUCACACUAUUCAAAAAUGUAGACAUCCUAAUUGUAAAGGCUCUCAAAGUCCAAAUCCAUUUGUGCCUUUCAAGUCAAACUAUGGACCUAAAAAACCAGUUGCCACGGCCAACAUUGCUAACUCUCCCCACCAACUUUUCCAGCCAUACAUUUUUACUGGUAAAGUCUCCCUGACUGAUAGCGAAAACAAGGUAUUCCCAAUACAAAUUUAA